AUGAUGAAAAUAAGGCCGAUCUAUGUUGGAGUCGUUUUUGCUUGCUUGAUUCUGCAUACUUUUGGACAACAUUUUGUAUGCAAUUCCGUUAAUGGAUAUAAUACCAAAGAUUUAACAAGUGCUAUUCAAUGGCAAACACAAACAGAUUAUAAUUGUCUGACGAAUGCUGGUGUCAAUUGUGAUUUUUAUUUAAGUUUUUGUCAACCAGCACCUGCGUGCUUUAAAGAAUAUUCGGCAUGUCAAAAUGCAACAGGAGCAGCCAAUGUAACUGUUCUUGGUGGUGUUAGCCCGAAUGUUUUCUAUCCAUAUGACACUCCUGGAAAGGAAGGUUUUUAUGCUAAAUUUCCUACGGCUCCAGAACAAAUGAUCUCCAAUACAACUAAUUGUACGCCAACAUUAAUCAUAAAUUUCAAUUGUAAUCCUUCCGUGAAAUGGCUUGUUCCAAUAACGAAUGGAACAGCGAGCGCACCUGAGCCUACUGAUGUUGAUCUUAACGAUUGUUUAACUACUAUGACGUUUGAUUACGAUGGAGCAUGUCUGAAGAACAAGGUUCCAAAAAAAGGAAUGAGUGGUGGCGCUGCUUUUCUGAUCGUUUUAUUUUGUGUUGCUUUAGUUUAUUUUGGUGGUGGUAUGAUUUACAACGGAUUGAUUCAACAUCAAUCUGGUAUUAAAGUAAUUCCGAACGCACAAUUUUGGAUUGGUCUGCCAUUGUAUUUUAUCGAAGGUGUUCGAACUACGAUUAGUUGUUCAAUAUGUUCAUCGAAACCAAGUCAAGCAACAUAUGAAUCUGUUUAA
Messenger RNA from Rotaria socialis, 795 nucleotides. NCBI's taxonomy places the organism in Eukaryota, Metazoa, Rotifera, Eurotatoria, Philodinida, Philodinidae. The record is from the annotation of a GenBank genome assembly.